AUGGCCGACAACAACAACAACGAAGAAGCUGGAGCAGCAGCUCCCCAGGAGCCCCAAGCUAGGGUCGUUCUCUACUGCGGAGGUAAGAUCUUCGAUUGGCAGUUCUUCUUUGGAUCCCUUCCCCCACCCCUUGAUGUCCGAUUUGCAAUGCUGAUGAGGUGCGUCGGUGAUGGUGGUAGUGUGUACAUUACCCCCGGAGUCAAAAAGUACUGCGAGUUCGGCAGCUCCGCAAAGAAGUGCAAAGAAUGGCUCGAAGAGAAUCACCCUGACCUUGUGGCCUCGGUUUACAACACUGAAGCCGUCGAAGCUGCAAUGUCUCACCUAACCGUGGACGCCCUUGCUCGCGCAGAAAAGGCUGAGCAGGCCGCGGAGAAGAAGGCAAUCAAGGAAACCGCGAAAGCUGAGCGCGAGCUCGCUAAGAAGCUCUCGUCAAAGAUUGUCCUCAAGCGGGUUGAGCGUGCGAAGCGCAAGCAUGUGAUUGUCGUUACUGGGCUCGAGGCGUUCGGGCUGGACCUGAAGAAGGUUGCGAAGGACUUUGGCAAGAAGUUUGCGUGCGGGAGCAGCGUGACAAAGGGGGCGGCCGCGGGACAGGAUGAGAUUGUGGUUCAGGGAGACCUGAGUGAUGAUAUACUGGAGUAUAUCGAGGAGAAGUAUCCGGAGGUGCCCGUGGAUAAUAUCGAGCAGGUUGAGGAGAAGAAGAAGAAGAAGAGCGAGGGGCCUUGA
Morchella sextelata is the source of this 723-nucleotide messenger RNA. RefSeq lists its product as uncharacterized. The coding region runs from base 1 to 723 and encodes 240 amino acids. NCBI's taxonomy places the organism in Eukaryota, Fungi, Ascomycota, Pezizomycetes, Pezizales, Morchellaceae. The record is from RefSeq and is a predicted model, not a curated record. Gene Ontology annotation, molecular function: mRNA binding; translation initiation factor activity. Gene Ontology annotation, biological process: translation reinitiation; formation of translation preinitiation complex. The transcript has 3 exons.